AAAAGUUAUUAAAUCAUCUCGACGACAUUCUUGUUCUAAAGGGUGUCGUUUUCAUAAUUUUGGAAUUUGCAUCAAGUGUUAAGUGUUUUGGUGUUGGGGAUCGAAAUCUGUUGAUUCUAAAGCUAAGGUUUGGAAGUUGAAGGGAGUUGAAGGUUUAUUUUGUGACCUAACCUUGAAGGUAACGUCGUUGUUGAGGAAAAUACCGAUCGUUUGCCACCGACAAAACACCCACACACCCCUGUCUGCCCUCCAUCAAGUGAACACACGUUCUGGGGCAUUCAUGAAGAGAAGUCAUGCGCGGGUGUGAGUGCGUGUGUGCACGUUGCCCGUUCAUUCAUCGAAUCGAUGUCAAUGCGUACGCCUAUUUCACGUAUUUCCAUGCUUUUUUCCAAUCUUGUCUUCAUUAAUGUUAAAACUUUAACAAAAUUAGUUUAUACUGAGAAUGCAUCGACGUUGGUUCUUAUUAAAAGUUUGCUUUGAGGUGACAUGAGUGCGGAUGACAUGGACUCUGAGAGUCUGGGUGGUAACUGUCUGGUGAGAGUCCAAGCCCAGGUGAUGACGAGAGAUGACAGCUCUGGAGGAUGGGUUCCAUUGAGUGGUGGAGGGUUGGCCAAUGUAUCUGUCAGACGGAGGGUAACUUCAAGCAAUGCUGGACAUCUUCCAGGAAAUUCCAAUGGCACUGGUGGAGGCUCUAGUUCUGUUGCUGUCAUCACUCCAUCAUCAUCGACUCCAUCUACUACCACUGGCAUAGUUACUUCCAAUCAGAGUCUAGGGUCAUCUAGCACAUCUCCACCAACCGCGGCUAAGAAAAAUCAUGAAUACUUCAUUUACGGAAGACGAAUGAAAGAUCAAUCGGUCGUGCUUAGCUGUACCAUAAAAAAGGACUUCAAGUACCAUAAAGUGAUGCCAACCUUCCACCACUGGUGCACGGGGGAGAAGAAAUUUGGCCUGACGUUCCAAACCGCCGCUGAUGCCAGGGCUUUCGACAAAGGAGUUCGCAGUGUACUGGAAGAGCUGUUGGAAGCUAAUUCAAUACAUCAAUACUAUUCAACAGGGCUCACGGAUACAACCUUGCGUGGUGAUCAUCCAGAUGGAGGUGACGAUGGAGUAUUUAUGGCUGUAAAUCUCCCUGCAGAUCCUCCUGAUCUUCGACAGUCAUCGGACCCACCUCGUGGAAUAGUUCGUGUACCAAAUUAUCAUUCCCAGUGUGGUGAUCCUCCAGAUCCACACAAGUCAACGUCAAUUCAUUAUAUCAGCCCGUCCGUCAAGGUCGCGCCGACGCAUCAUCAUCCACUCGACUCGAGUGGCGACGUGAGCUCCGAUAAUUACCCUUACGUGCAGUUCACAACUCUUAACCACGAUUACCUUUAUCCUGUGAUCGACGAUCAUAAAGGCGAUCGAAGUCCUACCGAACGUCGUAAUUCAUCAGGUUCACUUAAGAAACCCGACAUCAUUAUUUCACAACCUACUAAAAGCUCCGAAAAACAACGUAAUGCAAGGUUACGAUGUAAAUAUUGUCAGGAAGUAUAUUCGGAGCAUCAAAACCCUAGAGGGUCUUGCGAGUAUGCACCUGAUCCUGUUAAAAAAGGCAUCGCUAAAGUUUCGUGCCUUUUGUGUGCUCAAUGUAUGCUCUAUCAUUGUAUGAGUGAUGCAGAAGGAGAUUUUGCACAAAAUCCUUGCAGUUGUAGUGCAGAAGAUGGUUGUGGUCGUCGAUGGUUUGGUCUAGCACUAUUAUCAUUAAUAGUACCAUGUCUCUGGUUAUACCCACCACUUCGUGCAAUUCACUGGUGCGGAAUGGCAUGUGGCAUAUGUGGAGGACGUCAUCAUCCAAUGGAAUAACGGGAGGAACCCUUUGAUAUCUCUGCAGCAUUUACAAUCGAGUCGCAGUUCUCGGUUACAACCCGAAGUGCAGUGGCAAAUGUAUAUGAAUGCCAUGACCUAAGCAUGGGCCGAUGCCAGAGAUAUCAAAGGGGUAGACAGCUUCCUGUUCACGCGCUUAUACAUCAGCGCCAUUUGUAAGUACUUCCAAGAUCGUCUUCAGACAUGACCAUUUCAUUUAAUUCACAUUGAGGAUACAGAUGAAGAAAAUAUAUAUGUGAGUUAGAGAAGUUUGAUUUGACAACGUUUCGCUCUCUAGUAAGUGCAUUCUUUUAACACAAACUCUUAACUCAUGUGCUAAUUAUAUUCGUCAUAUUACGGUUAAUAAUUGACUUUGGUCAUGACUUUGACGUGGAUUGGAAAGUUUAGACCAGUAGACAGAUAUUUUAAGAACAAGAAAUGCUUUAGUUUUUCUUCAACCAGUAGAUUUCUUCCUGACAUUGAAUUUCAUCCAAUUUUUUUUUACAAUAAACUGUUUCUAUUUAUAUUUUUAUAACAAUAAGUAUGUAUUAUUAAUCUUUAAUAAGUUUUGUAAUAUUAUUAACUUGUUCAAUACUGCUUUGUAUUUAUUUUCAUUUUAAAAUAAGAUUUUUUACUUAUAUUAAUAUUAAAAUGUUGUUUAGUGAAGUAAUAGAAAUCUAAAACAACCAUGAAUUUAAUUGAAUAUUGUGUGGGUGUAAUCGAAUUUUCUAGACACGGAGAAUCUCUUAAUCUUGAUCGAGUGAACUUUAUCGUACAACUAAGUAUUUUAUGACUUGAUUUUUCAAAAAUGAGUGGGUUAUAAAAUGGAUAUUUUUUCCAUUCUCAAUACAGUAUCCACGAAGAGUGAAGACAAUUUUUUUUUCUUCUUACACUAACAACUUUUAUAUAUAUAUUUUUUUUGUAAAUAUUAUUUUCUAGUACUUUAGAAUACACAUAUAAUACUUAUUUUUUGUCUUAUUUAAUCAUCCUCCUACGAUAUCAUACAUAUUAUUGGAUUUUUUUUAAUAUCAUUUAAAAUAGGCAGGAGUUUGAUCACUUGUAUGUAUUUUUUAGUUAAUAAUGAAUAGAAAAUCAAUCAGGUAUUAAUCGCUUGGUUAAACUGAAUUAUUCUUACACUAAAUUCAUUUAAAACAAACCAAAUUGUCGUUGGAAAUCUGCUGGAUUGAAUAUGAAAAUAGUAAAUCAAGGCAAAAAAAUGUAAACGAAAAAAGAAUCUCUAGAAAUAGAAAAAUACAAAACUGAAUAUUAUGUUCCCCGAUCUAUGUUUCUAGUAUUCUAGCAACCCUAGAGCUUUCAUUGUACAAUUUGUGAACGUGCCGAAAAGAAAAGAAUGGGGAAAUAAAGAUAGAUAAACAAAUGAUAAAUAACAACUACAAUAAUAAUAAUAAUAAUAAUAAUAAUAAUAAUAAUAAUAAUAAUAAUAAUAAUAAUAAUAAUAAUAAAUAGAGUUAAUAAGAAUAUUAUUAUUAAUAAUUGUAAUAAUAAUGAAAUCAACAGAAAAGUGGAAAAACUUUUCUUCUUCCUCACAUUACGCAAAAAAAAUAAUGAUAUAUGGAUGUAUGCAAUUGUAUUGAAUGAAUGUUGAUGAAUAAAAUGUGAAUAUAGACAAAAACGUAUGAUUGAUUAAAAAUAAGUAUCGUAUUGCUAAGAACCAUUGAGUAUUUCUUACAUUGUUUUGUUUCCCUUUUAAAUUGCAAGUGGGAACACAAUGAAGCUUUAAUGUCGCUUAACUUCGAAGAAAAAUUACAAAAAAAUUAUCUAUCGUUAAAUUUGAGGGAAAAAAUACCAACAGUAUGAGAUAAAAUUUUUCAAUAUUUUCUGUAAUAAUUUCAGUUAAUAAUCAAUGUUAGAAAUUGACAAAUAAACAAAAAUAAAUAAAAACAACCACGUGGACGUGCAACCAAUGAAAUAAGGAGCUUUGCUAUAUUUUUAUGUAAUGAGAACAAAGUUGAAAAUAUUAGUUAAUGGUUUAUUAAACAUAAAUUAAUCAAAGAAUUAAUAUAUAUAUAUAUAUAUAUAAAUAUAUAUAAAUAAAUAAAUAUAUAUUAUUGUAAUAAAAUAUGAAUAAAAGAAAUUUCUGCGAAAAAAAUUCAUACGAAAUUUAUUGUAUAUUCUUCAUUGGUUGAACGAUGGAGCAAGAUUUACUUACAUUGACAUUUAUCCUACCACUGAAAAACACGAAAAGAGUAAAAAUAAAAAAAGAAUGUAAGUACAAAGGCUUCUCUAGAUUACA
Messenger RNA from Chelonus insularis, 4093 nucleotides. RefSeq names its product Sprouty-related protein with EVH-1 domain (gene Spred). The coding region runs from base 487 to 1839 and encodes 450 amino acids. Gene Ontology annotation, biological process: negative regulation of MAPK cascade; multicellular organism development. The transcript has 6 exons. NCBI's taxonomy places the organism in Eukaryota, Metazoa, Arthropoda, Insecta, Hymenoptera, Braconidae. The record is from RefSeq and is a predicted model, not a curated record. Gene Ontology annotation, molecular function: protein kinase binding. Gene Ontology annotation, cellular component: membrane.